Ricinus communis (castor bean) is the source of this 2074-nucleotide messenger RNA. RefSeq names its product transcription factor MYC1. Gene Ontology annotation, biological process: regulation of DNA-templated transcription. Gene Ontology annotation, molecular function: DNA-binding transcription factor activity; transcription cis-regulatory region binding; protein dimerization activity. The transcript has a single exon. Lineage: Eukaryota; Viridiplantae; Streptophyta; Magnoliopsida; Malpighiales; Euphorbiaceae. Bases 283 to 1722 code for a protein of 479 amino acids. The record is from RefSeq and is a predicted model, not a curated record. Gene Ontology annotation, cellular component: nucleus.
AAGGGCAAAAUAUUUCUGGAAGCCUAUGGCAAGGUUCAAUGAAACUGCAGCAGAUGAUAUCAAUCUCUCUGUACUAUGACUUGAUGCUCGCCCACGUGAAAAUGAUUUCGUAUAGUACGAUGAGAAAUUAUGACUUCCUCCAAUAGAUGCCUAUUAAUAGGUGUCUCCUGAUUUCCCUUUGUUCAAUCCUACUGCCCUUUCUCUCCAAAAGAAAAUAAUAUAUACAUACAACUGAAAAAAGAAAAGAAAAGAAAAAAACAAGCUUUCAAGAAACUGAUAUUCAUGGAAGAAAUUAUGUCAAAUUUUCCUUCUUCAGCUUCAAUGAUAUCCUUUUGUCAAGAAUCCUUACCUCCACUCCAGCAACGCCUCCAGUAUAUCCUCCAAAGCAGGCCUGAAUGGUGGGUUUACGCCAUCUUCUGGCAGGCUUCCAAGGAACCUAAUGGCCGCCUUGUUUUAUCAUGGGGUGAUGGUGAUUUCCGUGACUCUAAAGGUCUUGCAGUAAAACCUAGCAAUAACAAGCAGAACCAACUCAAAUAUGGAUUCAAUCUUGAAAGAAAGAAGGUCACUAGAGAUUUCCAAUCUCUUUUUGGUGAUGAAAUGGAUCUGGAAAGAUUAGCAGAUGCUGAUGUUACAAAUUAUGGGUGGUUCUAUACAGUAUCAGUCACUCAAUCGUUUAAUGUUGGAGAGGGGAUUUUAGGCCAAACAUUUGGUUCCGGUACUUUCACUUGGUUGACUGGUGACCAUGAACUUCAGUUGUAUGAAUGUGGAAGAGUUAAGGAGGCUCGGAUGCACGGGAUACAGACUUUAGUCUGUAUUGCUACUUCUACCGGAGUUGUUGAAUUGGGAUCCUCGAAUAUGAUCAAUGAAGACUGGAGCCUAGUGCAACUGUGCAAAUCCCUCUUUGUUCAAGAUGUUACCUGCUUGAUCCCCAAGCAGCCCAGGCCCGAGGCUCAGCUUCAAAUCCCCGACAGAAGUGCUUCUGUUCUUGAUAUUGGUAUGUUUUCAGGUUGCCAAAAGCAGGCCUCUCCGGAGACGCAUAAUGAAGGGGAUAUAAAGAAAGAUGCCACCAAUGACCUAGGCCGCUCAUCUUCUGACUCUGGACCUUUUGAUUCUGAUGGCAAUUUUGCUGUUGAAAGCACUGAUCGGAUCAAGAAAAGAGGAAGAAAGCCAGUUAAGGGCAAAGAAUUGCCUCUAAACCACGUGGAAGCCGAGAGGCAGCGAAGAGAGAGGCUUAAUAAUCGAUUCUAUGCACUCCGGUCUGUGGUUCCUAAUGUGUCAAAGAUGGAUAAAGCAUCUUUGCUUGCAGAUGCAGUGACCUAUAUCCAGGAGCUUAAGGCCAAAGUUGAUGAAUUAAAGACACAAGUACAACUAGUAUCAAAGAAAUCCAAGAUUAGUGGUAACAAUGUGUUUGACAAUAAUUCAACCAGUUCCAUGAUUGAUCGUCAUUUGAUGACUUCCUCCAUUUAUAGAGCUAAAGAGAUGGAAGUGGAUGUGAGGAUUGUAGGAUCGGAAGCCAUGAUCCGAGUUCGGUCCCCCGACAUUGAUUACCCAGCUGCAAGAUUGAUGAAUGCAAUUCGAGAACUUGAAUUUCAAGUUCAUCACGCAAGCAUAUCAAGCAUCAAGGACGUGGUGCUUCAAGAUAUUGUGGUUAGUAUUCGUGAUGGAUUGACUAGUGAAGAGGUCGUAAGAACUGCUAUUAUUCAAAGUCUAAUGCAAAACUAAGAGCUACUCCAAAUGGUUUAAUUAAUAACCUUAUUUGAGAAGUAAUUGUACAUGAGAUAUUAUGUGGAGCCCAAGUAGCCCUUAAAUUAAGGUGAAGUUCUUCACUUAAAGGACAUAAAAUGCUGUCAACAUGUGCUUAAUUCUGAUUUGCUCUUCCUAAUCUUAAUGUUGCCUAAGUUAUCUUAAUUUAAAUAUGUACGUUCAUAUGUGGAGAAGGUAGAUAUUUAAAGUGCUGAUAGUUGUUUAAGAGUUCCUCGUAUCAUUAUAGCUUCUUGUAUGUUGUCCAAGUGGAGGCCAGAAAGUAUGGAAUUACUCCAUGGUUGUUUCCUAAAUGGAAUUUUUAUCUUACUCA